GUAGCGGUUGGUAGGUAAUGUAGUCGCAGAGGGGAAUGUGUACCGAUGAAUAUUAAUUAGGUCAAUGAUUUCAAUAACUGCUUGUGCUGUAUUGUAUAUAAUCUUAUUUAUAUCAAUUGUAUGUUCGUGAAAGUACAAGUUUUCGUAAUGUAUUGAAAAUUCGCACAUUUCCAUCGAAAAUGGACGCAGGAGAAGAAAAUUAUAUUUCCAAAAAGUGCGGUAUUCGUUUUUCUCCACCUGCAUUGAUAUUGGUGUAUGAAGACAAAGUAGAAAAGAUGUUACGAGUGCUGCAAGAACACAUGAAAGGCACGGAAUUAUUGGAAGCGGUGCAGAUUGUAAGCAAGGAAUUUUCUGUUGGGUCUGAUGAAGAUCUAAAUAAACUCGGAGACGAUGUAUUACGGAGGAAAAAGGAGAUUAUGGAUCAGACUUUUAAGAAAAACCAAAUAAAACCCCAGGAUCCUGAAUUUGUUUAUGAUAAACAGAUAGACUUUGAUCAAAAUGCAAAUGAGAAAGUAGAAUCAGGUUGGGAUGCUGAAGAUAAUGACGACCUAUUCUGGAAUUGAACCAUUAGCAAUACAGUUCAUUCAUUUAUUCAUUCAUGCAUUCGUGUUUAUUAAUCCUAUAGAUCAGAUUAUACUGAUGUAGGACAUGUCAUAUAAUAUUAUAAAAUUAGCAAAAACACAAUAAUUCUUAACGAAUAGCUAACAAAAUAUGUAACAGCUGUUUACCUCUAGCAUGUAUCAUUAUCCAGUGUUUAAGAAUUUAUCAUUCAUAUAGUCUUAAAUUGAGUAGUAACACCCAUUAAUGAGUAAAUUCUUCAGUUCCCUUAUAAAUGGUUUUCAUGUUCAAGUUGUUUUAUAUUAGCUAAUUUAUUAUAAAAGAUACAACCAGCAACUGAAGGUUUAUUGUUAUAAAGUUCUAAGUUAUGCACCCAUUUAUGGUAAUCAUUAUUGUUUCUUGUAUUGUGUGUGUGUACUUGUUUAUUUACCAUACAAUUACACUUAUUUAUUACAUAUAAGAUGGUUUGUUGUAUGUACAACGAAUAUACUGCUAAUAUCUUAAGUUUUUUUAAAAUGUCUCUGCAUGAUUCCAAAGGUUUUAACCCUGCAAUGUACCUUACUGCUCUUUUUUGGAAGAAUAAACAUUCUUUUAGUAA
Molecule: messenger RNA, 1156 nt
Organism: Cryptotermes secundus
Lineage: Eukaryota; Metazoa; Arthropoda; Insecta; Blattodea; Kalotermitidae
Product: centrosomal protein of 19 kDa
Exons: 2
Coding region: 180-563 (127 amino acids)
Biological process (GO): microtubule anchoring at centrosome; trans-Golgi to periciliary membrane compartment transport
Cellular component (GO): spindle pole; centrosome; ciliary basal body
Source: RefSeq, a predicted model, not a curated record